AUGAUCUCCGUUCAGGACACGCUUCGGUGUCACUGGGCUAGCCCAUCCGACGUGGUGUUGCUCCCGUCGCUGGUCAAAUCGUUCGACGCAACCACCCUACCACCCAUGUCGCUGCAAAGUCACCACCACCCACACCACCAAUCGCUGCCUUCGAUCACAUCCCUGCUCCACCGCCACCACCAGUCGGAUCCACCUUCCCCCGACACGGGUUGCCAUUCCACCAGCCCACAACCCUCACUGUAUCAUGCGAUGGCGUACCAAACACUCCACAACGACGACGCCACCUGCAGCCCAAACUCCGUCGCAUGUUCUCCGCAUCAACUCCUGUCCACCCACAAGCCUCGAUGGCGCCUCUCCAAGUACUGCACCGUCGAGAGCUGCGAGCGAGUGUCCCAACGCAACGGGCUCUGCCACCGCCAUGGAGGCAAGCGGUCGUGCAAAGAAGAGUCAUGCCGUGCCAAAGACCGAGGCAAUGGCUACUGCAUCCGGCACGGAGGCGGACGGCCGUGCGACGUGGCCAACUGCGGCAAGAAGGCUCGUCGGCAAGGCAUGUGCACGCAGCACUACCGUGUGGUCCACCCCAACUAGAGAUUCGUAGUAGUACAACAGCGUAGUCAGUCGUACUCUUAUUUAAUACUGUAUGGUCCGUGUCAUGUGCUCAA
Messenger RNA from Aphanomyces astaci, 662 nucleotides. RefSeq lists its product as hypothetical. Lineage: Eukaryota; Oomycota; Saprolegniomycetes; Saprolegniales; Verrucalvaceae. The transcript has a single exon. Bases 1 to 588 code for a protein of 195 amino acids. The record is from RefSeq and is a predicted model, not a curated record.